Messenger RNA from Scatophagus argus, 3108 nucleotides. RefSeq names its product hydroxysteroid (17-beta) dehydrogenase 4 (gene hsd17b4). The coding region runs from base 130 to 2343 and encodes 737 amino acids. The transcript has 25 exons. Lineage: Eukaryota; Metazoa; Chordata; Actinopteri; Scatophagidae. The record is from RefSeq and is a predicted model, not a curated record. Gene Ontology annotation, molecular function: oxidoreductase activity.
CUGCCCCCUCGUAAUUGCGGAAGUGAAACUUGUAACGAAGUUCACCCUGCUGUCUGCCUGUGUGGAGGAGUUUUUCUUUUUACCAGCGUGCUGGUAGCGUUUAGAAACGGAGAAUAACAUCUCAUAGGAAUGUCCUUGUCAUUCGAGGGAAGAGUCGUGCUUGUCACUGGGGCCGGAGGAGGCCUUGGCAGAGAAUAUGCACUGGCUUUUGCUGAAAGAGGAGCCUCAGUUGUAGUGAAUGACCUUGGGGCAGACACUAAAGGGGGUGGAAAGAGUUCUGCAGCUGCUGAUAAGGUGGUGGAGGAGAUAAGAGCGAAGGGAGGCAAGGCCGUGGCGAACUAUGACUCUGUGGAAGAUGGAGAAAAAUUGAUCCAAACAGCACUGGAUGCAUUUGGAAGAAUAGAUGUUGUUGUCAAUAAUGCCGGGAUUCUUCGUGACCGAUCAUUUGCAAGGACGAGUGAUUUGGACUGGGACCUGAUCCAGAGAGUUCACUUGAGAGGCUCCUUCUUGGUAACUAGAGCUGCCUGGAACCACAUGAAAAACCAAAAGUUUGGCAGAAUCAUCAUGACUGCCUCAGCUGCAGGCAUCUAUGGCAACUUCGGUCAGGCCAACUACAGUGCUGCCAAGUUGGGCAUGCUGGGCCUUGCAAACACCCUGGCUAUUGAGGGCCGCAAGUACAACGUCCACUGCAACACGAUUGCUCCCGUUGCUGGGUCACGCCUCACAGAGACCAUCAUGCCCCCAGACCUUGUGGCCACUCUGAAGCCUGAGUAUGUUUCCCCCUUGGUCCUCUGGCUGUGUCAUGAACAAUGCCAAGAAAACGGAGGACUGUUUGAGGUUGGUGCCGGCUGGAUUGGUAAAUUGCGCUGGGAGCGUUCUCUGGGCCAAACUGUGAGACAAAAGAACAAAGUCAUGACCCCUGAGGCUGUCAGGGACCAUUGGGACAAAAUUUGUGAUUUUACAGAUGCCACCAAGCCUGCUACUGUACAAGAGUCUCUACAGUCAAUUGUGAGUGUGCUGUCUCGAGUGGAGUCAGAGGGAGGAGUUGAUACAAAUUCAACGGCUGCUGCAGCCUCUGCAGCCUCGUCUUCGGGAAUCAAUCCUACCGUGGCUGUGGGACAUAAACUACUACCAACCACGUUCAGCUUCACCCACACCCAGUGUAUCCUGUAUGCACUGGGGGUCGGCAUGUCCACCAAGGACCCAGACCAUCUCAGGUUCCUGUAUGAAGGCCAUCCAGACUUCAGCUGCCUCCCCACCUUUGGGGUCAUUCCCUCCCAGGCAGCCAUGAUGGAUGGCGGGCUGAGCUCAGUCCCUGGACUCAACAUAGACUUCACACAGGUUCUACAUGGAGAGCAGUAUCUGGAGCUUUAUAGACCUUUGCCAACUUCAGGUAAACUCACCUCUGAGGCCACCAUAGCAGACGUGUUGGACAAAGGAUCUGGAGCCGUCAUCCUCCUCGAUGUGAACACCUACAGUGGCAACGAGCUGCUCGCCUACAACCAGUUUUCGGUGUUUGUGGUCGGCGCUGGAGGAUUUGGAGGGAGGAGAACCUCUGACAAAGCCAAAGCUCCUGUGCCUCCACCUAAACGGGCACCAGAUGCUGUGGUGAUUGAUUGCACCACAAGAGACCAAGCGGCCUUGUACCGUCUGAGUGGAGACUGGAACCCUCUGCAUAUAGACCCCAGCUUUGCUGCCAUGGGAGGCUUCAAGGCUCCCAUCCUGCAUGGCUUGUGCUCAUUUGGCUUCGCUGCGAGACACGUCCUCAAGCAGUUUGCCGACAAUGACCCCGCCAGGUUCAAGGCUAUCAAAGUUCGCUUUGUGAAGCCGGUGAUGCCGGGUCAGUCCCUACAGACUGAGAUGUGGAAGGAGGGCAACAGAAUUCACAUCCAGUGCAAAGUGAAGGAGACGGAUGCUGUUGUGCUAGCGGGCGCCUACGUGGAUUUGCACGGCACAUCAGAAGCUUCCCCAGAAAAUCUCACUCAAGGAGGAGGCCUUCAGAGCGAGCUGGUGUUCGCAGAGAUCGGUCGUCGUAUUAAAGAUUUGGGCUCAGAGUUGGUCAAGAAGGUGAAUGCUGUGUUCGGCUGGGAGAUCACCAAGGAUGGCAAGAAUGCCGCACAGUGGACCAUUGAUCUGAAGAACGGCAGCGGCUCCUUGCACAAAGGCCCUUACGGCGGGAAGGCGGAUGUGACCUUCACAGUGUCGGAUGAAGACUUCAUGGAGGUGGUGCAGGGGAAACUCAACCCUCAGAAGGCGUUCUUCUCAGGCAAGCUGAAGGUCAGAGGGAACAUCAUGCUGAGUCAGAAGCUGGAGGUCAUCCUGAAGGACUACGCCAAGCUGUGAGCCCCUCAGCCAAACAGUCAAAUGACUUCAGGAGCCAACCAGCCUACCAGCUCCCACCGUCUGUCGACUUAUCUCGUCGGUGAUUUGUGUGUGUGUGUUUGUGUGUGUGCGUACUUACAUUCUUAGGCUCUCAAGUAAAACUCAUGAUCAGUUACUCUCUAACAUUAGUACUACUUCAGAGUGAAUUCUCUGAAUGUAAAUGAACUUUUACUGUAAUCAUAAAAUGAACAAAGAGUGUAAAGAGGAAGCAAGACUUUUUUGGCGCGUCUUGAGUUACAGCAAUGCGGAGACAAGAAGCAAUUCAAGCUCCCUUCAGCUGGUGAGAAUUUACUUAUGUCCUUAUGGUCCAUCCUUACUAAAUAUGCACUUAACUCAUCUGCCUUUAAAGAGCCAAAUGUUAAAAGUUUCACUUAAAAAGUUAGUAAGUACUAGCAGUAGUACUGUACUAGUAGAAGCAAGUGUCUUCUGCAGGGAGCCGAAAUUCUGCUUAACGCUGAAUGUAACAACUACAAUCUAAACCGGGUUUAAAGCUCAGCUUGGCUUAAGAUGCAAUUCACUGGUCUGUUAUUUCAUUAUGAUGACUGAUUCAGCAUACUCAGUUUAAUGCACCUCAAUAGAAACCUUACGCCAUGUAUAGUAUAUGUAGAGUUUUCUAAUUAUGAAUAAGAAUGAUUUUCAGAUUUUGAUUUUUGAUUUCAGUGCAGUUGUAAUGAAAUUCAAUGGUUGCUCUUGAAUGAAAAUAAAGUAAGUCAGACUAAAAACUCA